Kalmanozyma brasiliensis GHG001 is the source of this 1083-nucleotide messenger RNA. Its product is annotated as Zinc/iron permease. Gene Ontology annotation, molecular function: zinc ion transmembrane transporter activity. The record is from RefSeq and is a predicted model, not a curated record. Gene Ontology annotation, cellular component: plasma membrane. The coding region runs from base 1 to 1083 and encodes 360 amino acids. Lineage: Eukaryota; Fungi; Basidiomycota; Ustilaginomycetes; Ustilaginales. The transcript has a single exon. Gene Ontology annotation, biological process: zinc ion transmembrane transport.
AUGGAGGCAGAAGGCCCUCAGUGCACCGGUCCCAUGGACAAUGGUACCGGUUCCACCGGUCUCCGCAUCGGCGCCAUCUUCAUCAUCUGGGCCACUUCCACCGCUAUGACCCUCUUUCCCGUCCUCACACGUCGCGUUCCAAGGCUACACAUCAACAAAGAGGCUUUCGACUUCGCCAAGUACUUCGGCUCCGGUGUCAUCAUUGCUACCGCCUUUAUCCACCUCUUGUCACCAGCAGCAAGUGAUGAGGAGCUCGGAUCGCCAUGCCUCAACGAAAACUUCCAGAACUACCCCUUCGCUUUCGCAUUCGCCAUGAUCGCCAUGUUUGCCGUCUUCGUCGUCGAGGUCGUAGCUUUCCGAGUCGGUAGCGAGUACGCUCAAAAGCUCGCCUACGACCCUCACGCCGGUGGGCAUCAUCACGCCAUGGAGCACGGCGGCAACCCCAACCACACUCACAUCCACAACCAUGCGCCAGUCAAGACACACUCCUCGGACGAUGUCGAGAAUGCCGCUGUCCCUGCAGGCGCUGUCACUGCCGCCGAUACCAAGAUGGUGGCCGACUCGGACUCGUCUGUCGACACAAAGGUGGCUUUGAGCACGCAAGCAUCCGAGAUCCUCGGCGUCAUGAUCCUCGAGUUUGGCGUUGUCUUCCACUCGAUGAUCAUUGGUAUCACGCUCGGCACAACAACCGACUUCACCGUUCUCUUUAUCGUCAUCAUCUUCCAUCAGAUGUUCGAGGGUCUUGGUCUCGGUGCUCGUCUCGCCUUCCUCCCCAUCGCCAAGUCUUGGAUCCCGAUGCUCGGCGCCGUUCUCUAUGGUCUCGUCACACCGAUCGGCAUUGCCAUUGGCCUUGGCGCGCGCCGUACCUACAACGGCGACUCGACCACCGCUGCCCUAGUCACCGGCACGUUCGACGCCGUCUCGGCGGGUAUCCUGCUCUACACGGGUACUGUCGAGCUGCUCGCACACGAGUUCAUCUUCAACGACAAGAUGCGAACAGCUCCCCUCCGCAAGGUCAUCAUCAGCAUCCUCGAGAUGCUCACCGGUGCCGGUAUCAUGGCCCUUCUCGGUCGAUGGGCAUGA